Molecule: messenger RNA, 3132 nt
Organism: Prunus armeniaca (apricot)
Lineage: Eukaryota; Viridiplantae; Streptophyta; Magnoliopsida; Rosales; Rosaceae
Source: the annotation of a GenBank genome assembly
AUGAUAGAUUCAGAAGAUGCCCGUCUGUUUUUGACUGUGCGUGGAUGCCUGGGCACAAUUUGUAAACUAAUUACUCAAGAAGUGGGCAAUGUCGAGUCCCUAGAAAGGAGCAUGCAUAUUGACAUUUCACAGGGAUUUAUACUCCACAAGCUUAUUGAGUUGCUUGGUAAAUUUUUGGAGGUUCCAAAUAUUAGAUCCAGAUUCAUGCGAGACAAUUUGCUGUCAGAGAUUCUUGAGGCUCUUAUUGUUAUUCGUGGCUUGGUAGUGCAGAAGACGAAGUUAAUUAGUGAUUGCAAUCGGCUUCUAAAAGACCUUUUAGAUAGCCUUUUGCUUGAAAGCAGUGAAAAUAAACGGCAGUUCAUUCGAGCCUGUAUCUGUGGUUUGCAAAACCAUGGAGAGGAGAGAAAGGGCCGAACUUGCCUGUUUAUACUGGAGCAGCUCUGCAAUCUCAUCUGCCCUUCAAAGCCAGAGCCGGUGUAUCUGCUGGUUCUAAACAAGGCACAUACGCAAGAAGAGUUCAUUAGGGGGUCUAUGACAAAAAAUCCCUAUUCUAGUUCUGAGAUUGGUCCUCUGAUGCGUGAUGUCAAGAAUAAAAUCUGUCAUCAGUUGGAUCUAUUAGGUCUUCUUGAAGAUGACUAUGGGAUGGAAUUGCUAGUUGCUGGAAACAUUAUUUCUCUUGAUUUGAGCAUAGCUCAAGUCUAUGAGCAAGUCUGGAAGAAGUCAAAUCAAUCUUCAAAUGCCAUGGCUAAUACUACAUUGUUAUCCCCUAAUGCUGUUCCAUCAGCCAGAGACUCUCCACCUAUGACAGUGACGUAUCGGCUUCAGGGAUUAGAUGGUGAAGCAACUGAGCCUAUGAUAAAAGAAUUGGAAGAAGAUAGAGAGGAGUCACAAGAUCCAGAGGUCGAGUUUGCUAUUGCAGGUGCUGUUCGCGAGUAUGAUGGGCUGGAAAUUAUAUUGAGCAUGAUCCAGCGUUUGCGGGAUGAUUUCAAGUCCAACCAAGAGCAAUUGGUAGCUGUUCUAAAUCUCCUCAUGCAUUGUUGCAAAAUAAGAGAGAACAGGCAGGCCUUGCUGAGGUUAGGAGCUUUAGGUUUACUUCUUGAAACUGCAAGACAUGCCUUUUCUGUGGAUGCCAUGGAACCGGCUGAAGGCAUACUGUUGAUUGUUGAGAGUCUGACACUGGAAGCUAAUGAAAGUGACAACAUUAACAUCACACAGAGUGCUCUUACUGUCACUAGUGAAGAGACAGGUGAACAGGCCAAGAAAAUAGUCCUCAUGUUUCUGGAGAGAUUGUCUCAUCCUUUGGGCCUUAAGAAAUCAAACAAACAGCAGAGGAACACUGAGAUGGUUGCGAGAAUCUUGCCUUACUUAACAUAUGGUGAACCUGCUGCAAUGGAAGCUCUUAUCCUGCACUUCAGCCCACCCUUGCAAGACUGGAGAGAAUAUGAUCGGCUGCAGAAAGAACAUGAAGAUAACCCAAAAGAUGAGAACAUUGCCCAGCAAGCUGCAAAACAAAGAUUCACACUGGAAAAUUUUGUAAGGGUCUCUGAGUCUCUCAAAACAAGCUCCUGUGGAGAGAGAUUGAAAGACAUUAUUCUUGAGAGGGGUAUUACUGGUGUUGCAGUUGGACAUCUGAGGGAUAGUUUUUCAGUAGCGGGGCAGGCUGGUUUUAAAUCAACUACAGAAUGGGCAAUAGGCUUAAAAUUGCCAUCUGUUCCACUGAUAUUGUCUAUGCUGAGGGGCUUGUCAACAGGACAUUUGGCCACUCAGAUGUGUAUUGAUCAGGGAGGGAUAUUACCUUUGCUUCAUGCUUUAGAAGGGGUCUCAGGGGAAAAUGAGAUAGGAGCGAGGGCUGAAAACUUGUUGGACACGCUUUCAAAUAAGGAGGGAAAAGGAGAUGGAUUUUUGGAGGAGAAGGUGCAGAUGUUGAGACAUGCCACCAGGGAUGAAAUGAGACGUAGAGCUUUAAGGAAGAGAGAGGAAUUACUUCUGGGGCUUGGAAUGCGACAGGAGCUAGCUUCAGAUGGUGGUGAGCGUAUUAUUGUUGCUCGACCACUGCUUGAAGGUUUAGAAGACGUGGAGGAGGAGGAGGAGGAUGGGUUAGCAUGCAUGGUUUGCCGAGAGGGUUACAGUUUAAGGCCUACUGACUUGCUUGGUGUUUACUCUUAUAGCAAACGAGUGAAUUUAGGUGCAGGGCCUUCUGGUAGUGCUCGUGGGGAGUGUGUUUAUACAACUGUUAGUUAUUUCAACAUUAUUCAUUUCCAGUGCCACCAGGAAGCAAAGAGAGCAGACGCUGCUCUGAAAAAUCCAAAGAAAGAGUGGGAAGGAGCGACUCUCAGAAACAAUGAAUCUCUUUGCAAUUCUUUGUUCCCUGUGAGAGGUCCAUCUGUUCCUUUAGCACAGUAUAUUCGCUAUGUUGACCAGUACUGGGACAACCUCAAUGCUCUAGGACGUGCUGAUGCAAGUCGUCUUCGGCUGUUGACAUAUGACAUUGUUCUGAUGCUAGCUCGAUUUGCAACUGGGGCAUCAUUUAGUGCAGAAAGCAGAGGUGGUGGCAGGGAAAGCAACUCCAGAUUUCUUCCUUUCAUGAUCCAAAUGGCGCGUCACCUUCUUGAUCAGGGAAACCCAUCUCAGCAAACUGUCCAAUUUAUGAUGGUGAAUUCACUUCUCUCGGAAUCUCAUGAAUCCUGGGUGCAACACCGCCGUGCCUUCUUGCAGCGUGGAAUAUACCAUGCCUACAUGCAGCACACGCAUGGCCGGUCAGCAGGUCGCACAUCAUCCAGUUCAUCGCCUUUAGUCAAGAUAGAGUCGGGAAAUACAAGCCAAAGUCCGAGUGCAGAAAUUGGGGGUGCUGAUGAGCUUUUGUCUGUCAUUAGACCAAUGCUCGUCUACACUGGCUUGAUUGAGCAGCUGCAACGUUUCUUCAAGGUACAAAAAUCAGCAAAUCUGUCAUUGACCAGAACAGAAGGUACUUCUACUGCAUCAGAAGGGGAAGAUGACAGUGGAAGUUGGAAGGCUGGGAGUGAUUUGCAGGAGGCAUUCGAUAUAAUUGGUGUAUUAGCUGAUGUGCUUUCUGGCGGCAUUACGAACUGUGAGGACUUUGUGCGCGCCGCAAUCAAUGCAGGGAGAGGCUGA